AUGGAAAAAGGUUGCGACGUAAAGCAAGAGAAGAUCACGUUUGGCGGGUGGGGAACGGUGCCUGGAAAAUUUAAAUCUAUCUCGGGAGUUGCCGUGUCUGCUGACAAUGAGAUAUUUGUGACUGAUGAGUUAAACAAACGAGUCCAGGUCUUCAGUAUAGAUGGGACCUUACUCCGCUUGUUUCCAACGGUACUGCCGGGUGAAAGUAACACAAUGCUCGAAGCUCGUGGUGUUGCUUUGGAUGUGGCGCCUGGCUACCUGUGGGUACUGGUAAGCAGAAAUAGAUGGUUCUUCAAUAAAGAGUAUGUCGUACAGUACAGUAAGAACGGACAGCCCAUAAAAAAGUUUGACGUAAGCCUCAAGAGCUUAUAUCCCGUCAUCGCAAUGGACGAGCGCAACAAUAAAGUUAUCGUGGGAGACAAAUAUAGAAUUAUGGUGUUGGAUCCAAACGGCUCUCGCCUUUGGAGUUCAGAAGUGCGUCCGGCAUACGGGAUCUCGGGAGUCACAUCGGAUAGGAAGGGAAAUGUCCUGCUGACGGAUGGGUAUAGAACCAUCAAGAAGUUCAAUCCGUCAGGAGUAAAGAUAUUUGAAUUCGGCACCCGUGGAAAGGGGGAGGGGCAACUGAACUCUCCCAAAGGUAUUUGUCUGGACACCUCUGGUCGCAUCAUUGUGGCGAACUAUUUGAACGACCGCGUAGACAUGUUCACAAGCCAGGGCGAGUUUGUUCGCACCAUCGCGUACAUUAAAUUCCCGGAGGCUGUCGCUAUGGGACCAUGUGGAGUGUUGGUUGUGACUACCCCAUUUACCCACACUGUAACUAUCUUUCCACAGCAAAUGGUGCUUCCUUAA
Molecule: messenger RNA, 849 nt
Organism: Branchiostoma belcheri (Belcher's lancelet)
Lineage: Eukaryota; Metazoa; Chordata; Leptocardii; Amphioxiformes; Branchiostomatidae
Product: tripartite motif-containing protein 2-like
Exons: 1
Coding region: 1-849 (282 amino acids)
Biological process (GO): proteasome-mediated ubiquitin-dependent protein catabolic process; negative regulation of translation; protein polyubiquitination
Molecular function (GO): protein binding; ubiquitin protein ligase activity; translation repressor activity
Source: RefSeq, a predicted model, not a curated record